This is a messenger RNA of Capronia coronata CBS 617.96, 1242 nucleotides long. Its product is annotated as salicylate hydroxylase. NCBI's taxonomy places the organism in Eukaryota, Fungi, Ascomycota, Eurotiomycetes, Chaetothyriales, Herpotrichiellaceae. Gene Ontology annotation, molecular function: FAD binding; monooxygenase activity. The coding region runs from base 1 to 1242 and encodes 413 amino acids. The record is from RefSeq and is a predicted model, not a curated record. The transcript has a single exon.
AUGCCUGGUCUUGUUCUUCCCAACGAGACACCCGUCUACGACGUGGCCAUCAUCGGCUCCGGGCUGGGAGGUUUGUCUGCGGCCAUCGCCCUUCGUCGCCAGGGACACAAGGUCACCAUCUACGAGCGCCGUGAUUUCGGUGGAGAGGUCGGGGCUUCGCUUUCAGUCGCCUCCAAUGGCUCCCGGUUGCUCCAAGAAUGGGACGUCGACAUUCGGUCCGCCAAACCGGUCAUCCUGAGGUCGCUGAUCAUGCACGACUGGGCGACCGGCGACGUGAUCAACACAUAUGAUCUGGGCGACUACCGCGCCAAGUUUGGGAGCGACUAUAACAACUUCCAUCGAAUCGACAUCCACAACGUCCUCAAGGAGACCGCCGUGCAAGAGGCCGGGAAAGGGACCCCGUGCAAGCUGGAGGUGUGGCACAAAGCCACCGCGAUCGAUCCCGAAGCCGGCGUCAUCACCUUCGAGAAUGGGAACAAGGCCACCGCCGAUGUCAUCAUUGCCGCUGACGGGAUCCGGUCAGGUUCCCGCCAGCAGAUUGGAAUCACCCCCAACUUCGUCCCUUCGACGUCCUGCUGCUACCGUUGUAUCAUAUCGGCCGACAAACUUCGUGAGCUUGGCUUGGAGGAAUUUCUGAACAACAACGCCAUCGAAUUCUGGGGUGGCUAUGGCAUACGUAAGAUUGUGCUGUCGGCAUGCUCGGACAACAACGUGGUGUCGUGCUACUGUUUCUAUCCCGCCGAGCUCAAUGGGCUGCGCGAAGACGGCUGGAAUAUUUCCACCACUCCCGAAAACCUGGUCCAGACAUUCCCCGGCCUGGACCCCAAGAUCCUCACUCUCUUCAUGAAUGCCGAAGACAUCAAGAUGUGGCGACUCUACAACCAUGACCCAUAUCCUUACUGGGUCAAAGGCCGCGUGGCGCUCCUCGGCGAUGCCGCUCACCCCAUGGUCCCUGACCAGUCCCAGGGUGCCUGCAUGGCCAUUGAGGAUGCCGGUGCGUUGGGCAUCGCUUUCAGUCCCAAAUAUGGCCACCUCAGCGUGUCGGAGAAGCUCAAGUUGUACGAAUUGACACGCAAAGACCGAGCGACACGGGUGCAAUCGGCCAGCGCUCGCGCCAGGACGGACCUGAGCGAGAGAAUCGGGUGGAGCAGCUCGACAGACCGACCGGGCAAACUGACGAUUGAAGAGAUUUGUGGAUAUAACAUGCACGAGCAUGUUGCACAACUCGCAAGUCAAACAUGA